UUUUUUUUUUUUCUUUUUCCUUUUCUUUUUUUUUUUUUCUUUUGCAUCCUCUGAUUCUUCUUCCUCUCUUUCUCUCCUUUAACACUUCUUCUUCUUUUUCAUCAUUACUCUCAUAUUUAUAUUAUUAAUCCUUCUGGGGAGAGCCUCAGUGGUAGGUGGAUUAUCGUUCCUUGGAUUCCACAAACUUGCUCGAGAUGAACAAGAAAAAACGAUCAGACUCUCUUGGGAAAACAAAUGGUAUACUUUGGACUUUAUGGAUUUUUCAGGUGGACUUCAACAAGCUACAGUGAAGGAUCUAAAGGAAAAGUGUAGAAAACUUACUAAUGUACCUAUUGCUACUAUGAAUUUGAAAGUAUCUGGUGCUCAUAUCAAGGACGAAACUGCUACUCUCGAAAGCGUUGGUAUUCAUUCUUAUUGUGUGGUGGUACUCAAUGGAGAAGUAGUUGAUCAAAAGCAAGUAGAACAACAAACAAUUUCUGGUAAUCCUGAAGAAUAUGGAUUAGUGAAACGAAUCAACGAUAUUGUGGAUGACCUUUCUACCAACUUUAUAUCGAAGAUCGAUGCCUAUGAAGCUUUGGUGACAGAACAACAAUUAGUAUUCAACAAGCAGCAGAAACUAGAUGAUGAUAGUAAAAAGAAGGUACAGGAUCAAGGAAUCUAUUGUUCAGAACGACUUAUGCAAGCUUUAAUACGACUGGAUGCGGUGGAAUGUCCUAUGGAUUUUGAUACAGCAAGGCAAAAACGAAAGGAAAGUGUACGAUAUACACAAAAACUAUUAGAUAGAGUAGAUGGGGUACGUACUAUAGCUAGAUCCAUAUGUACACAUUAGAACAACUAUGCUGAAAAUAAAAAUAAAAUUAAAAUGAAAUAAAAAUAAAAAAAAUUUACAAAUUCC
Molecule: messenger RNA, 895 nt
Organism: Halteromyces radiatus
Lineage: Eukaryota; Fungi; Mucoromycota; Mucoromycetes; Mucorales; Cunninghamellaceae
Exons: 3
Coding region: 254-829 (191 amino acids)
Biological process (GO): protein stabilization
Cellular component (GO): cytosol; membrane; nucleus
Molecular function (GO): protein-folding chaperone binding; adenyl-nucleotide exchange factor activity
Source: RefSeq, a predicted model, not a curated record